AUGUUUGCUUGUUUUGUUGUUGUUCAAGAUAAGAUUAGCUUUUUAGAGAAGAUGUUUUUGUUCAUGAAUCUGUGUGCCAAGCCAACCCCCGUUGAUGGGGAUGAAGAUGACCGUGGGAACGGCACGCCGAACACAAAAGAAGCCGUCAAGGGUCUGGCGUCGCAGACUUUAAAUCAACGUGUUUUCAUCACUCCUGCAAGGUCUGAUGAUAAUGAGAACUCGGGGGAAUCUGAACAAGAUAUCCCAAUGGCUUCAAUGCUGAACACGGAUUCGACUCCGGGGAAUUUCCAUGCACCCGCUGGGAAUAUGGGGUAUUUCCAUGGUGGGAUAUCAAGGGCUAACAACCCUACUGACAAUGACAUGGAUGCUGAAUGGGUUGAGCAGGAUGAUCCUGGAGUGUCAAUCACUGUGAAGAGGUCAGCUAAUGGGACCAGGCAAAUUCGCCGUAUCAAAUUCAAGUAA
This is a messenger RNA of Gastrolobium bilobum, 462 nucleotides long. RefSeq names its product protein BREVIS RADIX-like. The record is from RefSeq and is a predicted model, not a curated record. The coding region runs from base 1 to 462 and encodes 153 amino acids. Lineage: Eukaryota; Viridiplantae; Streptophyta; Magnoliopsida; Fabales; Fabaceae. The transcript has 3 exons.